CCAGCAAACAGUCGUGAGCGGGUUUGACACAGUCUGACUCUGUGUUCGCCCACGAGCGCGUUUAAAUGGCCGCUCCCUUUGAAAGAAGGCGCUGCGGCGGCUCGUUUCCAUUCAUGUAACUUUUAUUUGUUGUUUUGACUGAAGGAACCUCGCAGCGGUUUUAGGAUGUGUUUCGUUCUGCUCCGGGUUCUGGCUCUGACGUGUUACUGCACAGGCACCAGCUCAGCCUCAGCCUCAUCGGACGCCGCGCUGGCGUUCCUGGGCGGCGCCGUCAUUCUGCCCUGCAGCCACCGCGAGGCCUCCGGCGGCGACAUUCACACGGUGGAGUGGUCCAAGCAGGGCCUGCAGCCGGACGUGGUCUUCCUGUACCGCGACGGCUGCGAGACCUUCGAGAUGAAGCAUCCGGACUUCGAGUACCGGACCAGCCUCGUCCUGAAAGAGCUGAAGACCGGGAACGUCUCACUGAGGAUCUCCCACGUGAAGCUGUCGGAUGCAGGGACGUAUAAGUGCCUGAAGAUCUGGAGGAACUCGACCCGGGAAGUGACUAACGUGCAGCUGGUUGUAGUUGCAGUUUCGGAGCCAAAGCUCUCGGUGGUUUCAGCUGAUGGAGCAGCCGUGACUCUGCAGUGUGAGUCCGGCUGCUCGCUGCCAGAACCCACCAUGGAGUUUGUGGAUGAUCAGGGAACGCGACUGGCUGCAGAGGCAGCGCACAGAGGUCCAGAGGCCAGCGGCUGCUCCACAGUGACCCGGAGGAUGAGGCUGCAGUCUGCGACCACCAGAGUCACGUGCCGAGUUCACCAGCCACAGAUCGGUCAGAGCAGAGACACAGAGAUCCUCAUCGCUGGCCAUCGCAGCUUCCGUCCUGUCGUAGGGAUUCUCGCAGUGCUGGUGUUGGUGUUCGGUGUCGGUGGAACUGUUUUAUUUCUGCAGAGGAGGCUUUGUGGUUCUGGACCAAACAUGAUGAGGACCUCAGGAGAUCAGUCUAUUCACAUCACAAGCAAUGGAGCUGGAAACACAUUCACCUGCAGCUGUGAGACACUAAAAGCACAAGUGGCUGAACUCAAGAGACAACUCGUCCAGAGCAACGACACCAUCGAUCAACUAGAGAAGUCACUGGAGUCCAAUCGAAGCCCCGUUGUCUGUCAGCACAGGCAGCCAACCUUCGUCUGCACGGCCUCCGCAGACGUCCCCAAAGCCACCAACAUGGAUGCCAGCACCUCCACAGACCUGCAAAACAGGGCUCCAGACCUGCAACACAACGGUCCAGACCUGCAACGCAAUGGUCCAGACCUGCAACACAACGGUCCAAACCUGCAACGCAACGGUCCAGACCUGCAACACAAUGGUCCAGACCUGCAACACAAUGGUCCAGACCUGCAACGCAACGGUCCAGACCUGCAACACAACGGUCCAAACCUGCAACGCAACGGUCCAGACCUGCAACGCAUGGGUCCAGACCUGCAACGCAUGGGUCCAGACCUGCAACACAACGGUCCAGACCUGCAACGCAUGGGUCCAGACCUGCAACACAUGGGUCCAGACCUGCAACGCAUGGGUCCAGACCUGCAACGCAACGGUCCAGACCUGAAACGCAUGGGUCCAGACCUGCAAAACAGGGCUCCAGACCUGCAAGGCAAGGGUUCAAACCAGCAAGGCAACGGUCCAGGCAUCCAAAGGGAGAACAGCGAGCCAGCACUCAGAUGCCUGGUUCAGGGAAAUCGCAGACACAGUACCUUUCAUCCCACAGCGUCCAACACUGCUCCUUCUACGGUCAUUUCAAGGAGAAGACUCAGCCGUUCCAUCAGUGAAUACAGCACUCUGCCGGAUCCAGUAUCCUUCAAGCCUCCGCGUAGAAACUCCUCGGGGAAUACGUUUCCACCUGUGUCUCCCACCCGCUACAGUCACGUUUCUCAUCUGAAAGAAGAGUCGGACCCACUUAUUACAUGGGACUCAAAGUAGAGUCUCCAGGUUCUGGUUGGAGACCACAGGCACAUGAUGGAUGCAGCAUGGAUGAAAGGAGGUCUGUUGGUUCUAGUGUCUGUGUGGCCUGUAGUCAGUGACACCAGACCCACAAUAUACUGGACCUGAUGUGGAAUCACAUCAGUCUGACGUCUGCAUCAGUAGCAGUGACAGCAGUGUUUCUGCUGCUGGAUGUUCAGUAGCUCUGCUUCAUGACGCUCAUGCUUUCAACUUUUAAACUAUGCAAAGCUGCAUGUUGUAAAUUCAUAUUAUCAUGUUUUGUCCAAACAGGUUGUUGUGUAUAUUGUAAAUAAAAGAGAGGAUAUUUUAUGUCAGUGUUUGUCUGGACAAAUGAAAAACAUCAUGUGUAUCGAUGGAAACCAGUGGCUAAAAUGUUAAAGCAUCAUAUAAAACAA
Molecule: messenger RNA, 2375 nt
Organism: Betta splendens (Siamese fighting fish)
Lineage: Eukaryota; Metazoa; Chordata; Actinopteri; Anabantiformes; Osphronemidae
Exons: 6
Coding region: 166-1959 (597 amino acids)
Source: RefSeq, a predicted model, not a curated record